Molecule: messenger RNA, 1962 nt
Organism: Acytostelium subglobosum LB1
Lineage: Eukaryota; Evosea; Eumycetozoa; Acytosteliales; Acytosteliaceae
Exons: 1
Biological process (GO): lipid homeostasis; fatty acid beta-oxidation using acyl-CoA oxidase
Cellular component (GO): peroxisome
Molecular function (GO): fatty acid binding; FAD binding; acyl-CoA oxidase activity
Source: RefSeq, a predicted model, not a curated record
UAUACAUAUAUAUAUUCAAACAUGGAACAUCAAUCAGCAUCAAUCAGAAGACUUGCGGUAACAGGUAACCACUUGGCAGCCAAUGAGACAUCGGCACCAGCACCAGCCCCCACCGCCUCACCCACUUUGGAAAUUGCAAGGACCUUUGACCCAAAGGCUUUGCAUGACUACUUGUUCCCCUAUCAUAAACAGAUGCGCCAGGACCUGUAUCAAGACUGGCUCGGCGCAGACUUCCUCACGACAGCCCCAUUCGGCCUGUCACACAUGGAGGAGCGCGACCUCACCAUUCGCCAGUUCUUUGAGCUCAACAAGCUGUCCAAGAAGUACGGCAUCACCGUGAUGGACUUUAUCAACGACCCGACCAAACUGGCCACAUGGAUCCAGUGCUAUCGUCUGCGCAACCCAUCCGUCUCCACAUUGUUUGGCGUUCACUACGCUCUGUUUGGCGCGUCAAUCGUCUACUUGGGCUCGGACGAGCAACGCGAGCGUUACAUCAAGCAUGUUGAGGACCUCACCAUGCUGGGCUGCUUCGGUCUCACUGAGCUGGGCCACGGCUCCAACGUACAGCGCAUCGAGACACAAGCCUACUACGACCACGCCACCUCGCAGUUUGUACUUCACUCACCAACGAUCACUUCGCAAAAGUACUUCAUUGGAGGCGCUGGCCAGCAUGCCAAGUGGGCCGUCAUCUUUGCCCAGCUGCGAGUUGGCGAGAAGUAUGAGGGCGUGCACGCCUUUAUCUGCCGCAUCCGUAAUGAGGACGGUACUGUGUGUCCAGGCGUCAAGCUAGCCGACUGUGGCCACAAGAUGGCACUCAACGGUGUGGACAAUGGCCGCAUCAUGUUUGUCAACUACUGCGUGCCACGCGACCAACUGCUCUGUCGCCACGGCGGUGUCAACAAAGCCGGUGUCUACGAGAGCCCCAUCAACCCAGCUGGCAAGCGAUUCGCACACAACAUUGGCGCUCUGGUCAUUGGCCGUUACUUCAUCGCGCUGGCGUGCGUCUCAUUCUCGAUCGUCUCACUGCUUGGCGCACUGCGCUACUCAUUCACUCGUCGCCAGUUUGGAGAGGACCACUGCGAGCGCCAGAUCAUCUCUUACAGCGUGCACCAGCGCCGUCUGAUCCCUCACCUGGCCUUCACCUACGCUGUGCACUUUGGCAAUGAGCACCUGCUCCGCCUUCUCGCGGUAAAAGACACCGCUCAGCGCAAGGACAAGGAGAUCCACAUCUACGCGUCGGGUCUCAAGGCUUACGGCUCAUGGCAGAACCGUGACACUCUUCAGAGCUGUCGUGAGGCGUGUGGAGGCCAGGGCUUCCUCAGCAUCAACAUGAUUGGCCAGUUCAAAUCCGAGACCGAGAUCUACACGACAUUCGAGGGCGACAACGUGCUGAUGUACCAGCAGGUCACCAAGUUCAUCCUUAGCGAGAACCGCAAGCACCCCGUGCCCGAGUACGUUGUGCCAUCGGAUGCCGCACGCCAGAACGUCGACCCCGCGUACCUGCGCUCAGUGGAGUUCCUCACUGGCGCGCUCCGAUCCCGUCUGCAUCACCAGACGCCCUUUGUCACCAACAAGUUGAUCGAGUCUGUUGGCAUGGGCAAGCCAGUGUUGGACGCCUGGAACGACAAUGGCAGCUACAUCCUCAACUUGGGCGUGUUCUACACUGAGAACUUCAUGUUGGAGCGCUUCAUCGAUGCCGUGGCCAAGUGUCCCGACGCACAACAACGCAAUGCCCUUUCAUCCUUGCUCUCACUUAUGGGUCUUUGCAUCAUUGAGCGCGACAGCUGGUUCGUCAAGCAUCAAUACAUCUCUGUGGAGCAAUCCGAUGCCAUCAGCAAUGAGAUCGAUCUCCUCUGCAAGGAGAUCACACCACAUGCCGUAUCCCUCUGCGAGGGCUUUGGUUUCGACCAGAACUGUCUCGGUCCAAUUGGAAAUGACUGGAUUCGUCACAAUGAAUACUAA